Messenger RNA from Vicia faba (fava bean), 2292 nucleotides. NCBI's taxonomy places the organism in Eukaryota, Viridiplantae, Streptophyta, Magnoliopsida, Fabales, Fabaceae. The record is from the annotation of a GenBank genome assembly.
AUGGGUUUCUUCGACCUCAACAUCCCCUACCCAGAAACCUCCACCAAAUCCGAAAAAUCCACCGUCGAAAACAACCGAACAAGACUCGCUGUGAAAGCCAUGGAGCUAGGUUACACAGGCAUAGCUUACAACCGCACAAUGAAAGGCGUAAUGUCCGAUAAACACCGUUGCUCCAUCUCCCCACUCUCCCUCACAACUCUCCUCAACAUCGUUCCCUUUCUCUCCUCCUCCGCCAAGCUUCACCGUGACCUCCUCGGUGUUCAAUCUUCCACUCCGUUUCGGCAGUACACGCGCCUAACGGUUUGUGUUGAGAAUCCAUUGCAGGGUAAUGCACUUAAUGAUGGGAAUCCUAUUUUGAAGAGUUAUGAUUUGGUUGCUGUUAAGCCGUUGAAUCAGACUGCUUUCGAUAUUGCCUGCGAGAGAAUGGCGGUGGAUAUUAUUUCGAUUGAUUUUUCGGCUAAGUUGCCAUUUAGGUUGAAGCAGUCUAUGGUUAAAAUGGCUACGCAGCGUGGUGUUGUUUUUGAAGUUUCAUAUUCUGGUCUUAUUGCUGAUGUACAGUUAAGGAGACAGUUGAUUUCCGGCUCCAAGCUGUUGAUUGACUGGACUCGGGGACGAGACAUUGUAUUUUCAAGUGCUGCUCCUUCGGUGAAUGAACUUAGAGGGCCUUGUGAUGUUGCAAACUUGUUGUUAUUAUUUGGGCUCUCCAAGGAGCAAGCCAAAGCAUCUAUAUCUAACAAUUGUAGGGUUCUUUUAGCCAAUGCUCUAAGGAGAAAGCGAUUUCACAAAGAGGCAAUAAGAGUAGAGGUUUUAUCAUCCAACUCUCAAUCUAAGGAAGCUCGACAUCAAGAGUUACUAAAGUGGGACCCUCUCUCCAGCGGCGAAGGUGAUAUCUUGUUGGAUGACAUGGAAAAUUCUCGUUCAAUCUCCUCUAAAGCGCCCAAGACUACAAAAGCCAUUGACUUUGUUUCAGUACUAGACAGCCUUCCGUCUCAAGGUUAUCAAGUCCAGAAUUUCAUACCUGCAAAUGACACUUUCUCGCUCUUCUCAAUUAAUAUGGUAAACUCCGUGUCCGUUGCCGAAAACGUAAAUCGGUCAACACAUGUACCUAACAACAUAACUGAACAGCCCAAUAGGCCUGAUGUUUGUCCCAAGCAAGACCAAAGCUCAUCAUUGAAUGAUAUAACAAAACAUCACAUUGUGAGAUGUGGCAAUAUUUUUGAGAAAAAUAUACCCAGCGGAACUACUGAAGCUUUUCAUUCUGAAGUGAUAGAGACCGAGACAAACGGCGCGAAGUUGGAACUACAAAAUUCUAUUGAUUCAGAUGUACAGAUGGAUGACAUGGAAAAAUCAUUCAUAACCCCUUGUAAGGCAUCAACCAUAGCAAAAGCAACCGUGGACAGCUAUAAUGAUGGAAAUUUACUUCCAGUUGCUGAAAAUGUUGAUCAGUCAAAACCUGUACCUAACAACUCAACUGAGCAGCCCGACAGGCUCGAGGUUUCUCCUGAACAAGAUGAAAGGUCAUUGUUUGAUACUGUAAAAACACAUCAUGAUGUAGGCUGUGACGAUGUUUUUGAGAAAAAUAUACAUAACAGAACUAUUGAAGUUUUCAAUACCAAGGUAGAGAUUGACACUCAGACAAAUGGCACCCCAUUUGAAGCAAAAGCACGUGUUUCACAGUCAGACUUGUGCAUCUCAAGUAAUUUGCUGGAUACUGUAAAACCACAGGAGAAUGAGAAACUCAUCAUAUCUUCAGAUGAUCCUAACAAUAUUGACGAGAAAUUAGAAGUUCUUACUCCAUCCGUAGGAAUCAUUUUUCCGGCUCCAGAACAUGAAAAAGACAAAGAAAAUAACACUGAUGUCAAUUUCAAUGCACAUUUUGCAACAAUGCUUGAAAAUUUGCCAAAGGAAGAUUUUAAAACUUCAGAGCAUGCAGUUCUGGAUAUGAACAGAUCUACUUCCGAAACACCAGUGGAGUAUAAACAAUUUAACAAACGGGAGACUGAUUCCGUUGAAGUUGAUGAAAUGCCACACCAAACACCUUCUGAUAAAAUGAAUACUGAAGAUGAUUCCACAGUUGCAAUACAUUCAUCGCCAGAAGCUAUGAUGGAAGAUACAAAGUUUGGUGAAGUGAACACUUAUUCUGAUCAAUUAGCCUCUGUUCGGUCUGUUUCAGGUCGAGUGCGAGUGAAACGAAGGACACCUCCACUUUUAUUUCCCUUGAGGCGAUUGUUGAAUACAGUGCCUUUUAAGAAGAGAUGUAAAAAGCUCAAGAGGAGAACUAAUCCAGAAUAA